CUAACUUUAAGUUAUUCUAAUUAUACUUAUGUAUAUAUAAAGAAGUAAACCAUUGACGGGUUAAUUUAAAUAUACAUAAAAGAGUAAACCAUUGAAGGGUUAAUGUUAUCCCGUUAACUUAAGAUUCGUUCUCAGUUAUUGUUGAUUCUCUUAAAAAGAUCAUUUGUAUUCAUGUAAGCACAUGCUUGGUUGUCAUUGUGUUGACAUACAUAUAUUCAUGUUGCACAAGUUCAUGUGUCCAUUUUAAAAGAUAUACAUAUAAGUAAAUACAUAGCGUGUAAGCAGAGAAAAUGUAUGUAUGUUAGAAUAAGUAUGUGUAACCGUUCUUCGGUGACAAAGCGAAGCACAGUACAGUUUGAGAAAUAAAAGUGUAAAGACGUGCUAUCCUAAAAUCUCAGAAGUGGGAUUUGCCUAACUAAAAUUUUUUUAAACAAUUUAUAUACUAGUGUGAAAAAACAAAAAGAAGCGAACAAUUUUAUGAGACAAUUUAUGUAAAGUGUGUGUACAAUUUAAAGAUUUAAACAAAAAAUUGUGAAAAAACAAAAAGAAGCGAACAAUUUUAUGAGACAAUUUAUGUAAAGUGUGUGUACAAUUUAAAGAUUUAAACAAAAAAGUUAACAGUUUUAAGAUGGAUAAUGUGGCAGACCAUACAGUUGCACAAUUGCGUGCUUGGCUCCGACGUCUUGAAUUACCAUCGAGUGGUAACAAAAGUUCUUUAGUGUUGCGGUUGACAGAGGUUCCUGCAAGUGAACGUGGCGAGUGUCCAAGUGGUGCAGAAGUUGACGAAAUUUUGCUCCCAAUAUUUGAAGAUCAACAGACUGUACCAGGUACGGACGAUGUUGCUGCUGCGCAGAUGGAAAAUGGUAGCACCAUACAACAAGUCGAAGAGCAGCCAGUGAAAAUCGUAGCAGACGCAGGUCCGACAGAGGUUGAAUUGCUGAAGCGAGAGACAAAUUUAUUGAGACGUGAAAAAGAUUUGCUGGAGCGGGAGAAUGCAAUGCUACAGCAAAUGAUGCUUGGUGGUGAAACAUUGAGCCACCCGCAAUCGAAUCAAGCAACAAUUUCACUUGACUUGAUAAAAAAUCUGAUACCCGAGUACGAAGGUGGCGUUAAUUUCAAUUUGUGGGCGGCACAGUUCAAAAGCGUCACCAGUGCUUACACUAUAAAUGAAGGCGAGUCGCGCAUUAUAUUUCUUAACAAACUAAAAGGCAAAGCACAACAGUGGUUAUAUGGCAACCCCGAUUUCGCAACUCAACAAGUAGAUGAGCUCAUCAGUCAAAUGAAUCAAGUGUUUGGCUCAGGUGAAAACAGAGUGGUGCUGCGGCGAAAAUUUGAGACCAGGAAGUGGAAGUCGGGCGAGCGGUUUAUUGAAUAUUUCAACGAUAAGAUGGUAUUGGCAAACCAACUACAGCUGGGAGAAGAGAAGUUGGUCGAAUACAUAAUCGACGGCAUACCUGAUUAUCGGCUACGCAACCAAGCGUAUAUGCAGUGCUACACAACAAAGGCACAAUUACUCCAAGCAUUUUCCAAAAUUGAAACUGGGCCAAAACCGAUUGCGCCGGCUCAGUCGCAGAUUCAAGAAAGAAGAUGUUACAACUGCAGCAGUCGCGGACACCUAGCAGCAGAAUGCCGUAAACCAAAGCGAGAGAUGGGUACGUGUUAUGGGUGUGGAAGUCGAAACCAUCAAAUAGCAACAUGUCCAGAGAAGAAAACUGUCCACGCAGUUAAUGAAUAUAAUGUCUGAUCGACUCGGUAGCCCAAUCAGCUUCAUAAAAAAAUCUUGCGUCCCAGAAAAUUUGAAAUUGGAGCUUUUAUCAAAUGAGAAUAAUUUUUAUUUUGGUUUAAAUAAUACGAGAAUUGUAACUUAUGGAAAGUUUUUGUGUUGUAUUACAAUAAACAACGAAUUGUUUGAAUUAAAUUUUGUAGUAGUUGAUGAUUGCACUAUGUAUUAUGAGGCUGUGUUGGGAAGAGAUUUUUUGAGAAUUUGUAAUUUUAAGUUAUUCAGAGCUGAAAAGAAAAAUUGUUGUGAUGUAGAAUGACAAAAAGUCGGCACGACGUUAAAACCGAACUAAAGUAUAAAUGUAAAAAAGAUAGUCACGGUAACGAAGAUAUAUAUUUAAAGAAUAUAUAUGUAAACGACAAAGACAAUGUGAAAGAAAACUGUAAAAUGAUAGUUAAAGAUUCAAGUCAAGUGACUAAAAAUUGCAAAGAAGAAAAUUUUGAGAAACAACUUUUAUUGAUGGCUAACGUUGUUAAUGAAGAAUUAAAUGUCAAAAUUGGCUCGAAUAUAAGCUAUAACGAUAUCGAAAAAUUUAAUGAAAUUUUAAGUAAAUAUUAUAUAAAUCCAAAGCGCGCGGCUGAGCCUAAAAUUAAAAGUGAGAUGAAGUUGGUCGUUGACAAUGUAAAACCUUUCAACUGUCCUCCAAGACGUUUGUCCUAUUGGGAAAAAAAUGAAUUACAAAGAUUGUUGGAUGAGUUUUUGGAAAAGAAAAUAAUUAGGCCGAGUGAGUCAGAAUAUGUGUCACCAAUUGUACUAGUGCGUAAAAAGACAGGCGACAUUAGAAUGUGUGCUGACUAUCGGUCACUU
Messenger RNA from Bactrocera dorsalis (oriental fruit fly), 2587 nucleotides. RefSeq lists its product as uncharacterized. Lineage: Eukaryota; Metazoa; Arthropoda; Insecta; Diptera; Tephritidae. The record is from RefSeq and is a predicted model, not a curated record. Gene Ontology annotation, cellular component: cytoplasm. The transcript has 2 exons. Gene Ontology annotation, molecular function: translation regulator activity; zinc ion binding; single-stranded RNA binding. Bases 629 to 1744 code for a protein of 371 amino acids. Gene Ontology annotation, biological process: positive regulation of cytoplasmic translation.